This is a messenger RNA of Pangasianodon hypophthalmus (striped catfish), 3264 nucleotides long. RefSeq lists its product as uncharacterized. The transcript is spliced from 7 exons. Bases 122 to 1690 code for a protein of 522 amino acids. The record is from RefSeq and is a predicted model, not a curated record. Lineage: Eukaryota; Metazoa; Chordata; Actinopteri; Siluriformes; Pangasiidae.
GCUCAGGUGCUCAAACAAUAAAGGGACUGUUCACUCUCAUAGUGAGGCACUGCAUCUAAAGCACUGUUUCAUUAGGACAAAAGCAGAGCAGAAGCGUUUACAGGCUGAAGGAUUAGCACUAAUGUGCAUUAUCAUCAAAGACAUGUCUCUUUAUUGGAUUAUUGGGCUCCUAGUGCUUUGGUCAGGUGUUAUUACAGCUAUCAAUGUCACAGCAGCUCCUGGAGUUGGCACAACAACUCCAAAUGAAUUCUCUGCCUUUAUCAUUAGCAUAAAAAUAACUAACCGCAUUUACAACGACUCACUUGAGGACCACCAGUCAGAGAACUAUAAAACACUACGACAGGAUGUUGAAAAUUUGUUUCUUGAGACGUAUAGCUUUUCACCAUCAGCUCAGUAUCAAGAGAUUGCAGAGAUGACUUUCAGCAAUGGAUCUGUGAUUGCCAAUUCCACAGUGUUAUUUGGAACUAAUCAAAAUAGUGGACAGACUGUGGGACGCAUCUUUGUUACCAAUUAUCAGCAACACCCCUCACUGAUGCUGGAUCUAAAUAUCAAUUAUACUGCAGAUCAGGAACCCAUUCCUGUCCCACUCUCUCUCUUGUCAAACAUUCCUCAGUCUAUCUCCUCUACAUCCACGACUACAUCCAUCACCAGCCCUAACAGUCACACCACCACAGAGUUAUCUGACCAUGUUCAAUCUGAAAAUGAAAGUUCUACAACUUCUACAACCUUGGCUUCGACCAUCAGUAGCUCAGACAAAUUAACAGACAAUAAUAAUGUCACAACUGCAACCGCACAAACUCAUUCCACCACUAACGGCAGUGACCUGAUCCAUUUUGCUUCUGAGACUACUUCAAAUAGUAUCUCAAACAACAGCAUUACAGCAGUGCAUCCAAGCACCAUCACCUCAACCAUGUCAGCUUCCAGUCCUUCAGCCAUGACAGUGCAUUCAGGCAGCAACAUUUCAACCAUCUCUUCUUCUAGUCCUUUAAACACGACAGUGCAUUCAGGCAGCAACAUUUCAACCAUUUCUUCUUCCAGUCCUUUAAACACGACAGUGCAUUCAGGCAGCAACAUUUCAACCAUCUCUUCUUCCAGUCCUUUAAACACAACAGUGCAUUCAGGCAGCAACAUUUCAACCAUCUCUUCUUCCAGUUCUUCAACCACGACAGUACAUCCAAGCAGCAACAUUUCAACCAUCUCUGCUUCCAGUUCUUCAACUACGACAGUACAUCCAAGCAGCAACAUUUCAACCAUCUCUGCUUCCAGUUCUUCAACCAUGACAGUACAUCCAAGCAGCAACAUUUCAACCAUCUCUGCUUCCAGUUCUUCAACCACGACAGUACAUCCAAGCAGCAACAUUUCAGCCAUGUCUGCUUCCAGUUCUUCAGUUAGUCCAGGGAAAACAGUAACCCAAAAGCCCACAGGACCUGAAGGGACAGACUCAGUGGCAACAGAGCAGGGUGUGCCCGGUUGGGGCAUUGCCAUCUUGGUGCUGGCGGCCAUCAUACUUUUCUUCAUGCUUGUCCUCAUCAUACUGCUGCUGCUGUUUUGGUGCUGUUGGUGGAGACAGCGUGGCUUCAUGAAUGUGUCUGAUCCAGACCCAAUGGGCUAUUAUAACCCCGACAUUCCUAUGUACUCCACUCACAGCACGUAUGACUCACACAACGGCAAGUCACUGAAUCUUAAUUAACAGGAUUCAGACUCAGACAGACCUCCUAAAAACCGGACUGGAAUGUAUGCAGUGAACAAGUGACACGACACCCAGGGCUUAAAGUCAAAUGGUACAACUUUUGAAUUAUACAAUGAAAGCCACGUCAUCAUUUACUCACCACUACUCAACAACAACAUUCAGGUGCUGUUUGGCUCCCCUGCUCUACCUUCCACCUACCAGUCCAGCUCAUGAAGAGGCAACACAUAAAAGCUGUUCACAGACUGACUGGGGAUUCUUCUGUACAAUGUUCAGAAUAUAUAAUGCUGAUUUCAGAGCAAUCACAAACCACUACAUAUUACUGUCACUUUGGAAAACUGCAAUGUUCUAUAAGACAGUAUCUGUUUGCUUAAAAAUGGUUUAAUACAUAUUAUUAUCUAAUGCAAAAUGUCAUUUCAGAUCGGUCUGUGAUGUCUUGCAACAAAGAAGGAUCUAUAUUCGUUUUGGAAAAAGAAAGGAAAGUGUGUCAUUUUAUUUUAAAAAGGAAUACAUUUGAUACAAAGAUACAAAUACAUUUUUUUGCUAAAUUAACCAGGGAUGUCUCUGGUUAAACAGUGUUGAAUGGGAGCAGGUUUAGGGAUAACAAGCUGUGCCAGUGUCCAGAGCACCUCAGCCCCCCAGGGUCAUUGCUUCCUGGGGCUAUUGUGCUCAUAAAAAGGUUUCUUUGUGUGGAUGGGACCAGCUCAAAGAUUCUCCUCCAGGUCUCAAAGGGAAGAAGAGGGAAACAGAAAGAAUGGUGAUAGACAGACCUACAGUACUCUUAGAAAAGUGGAACCCUUCUCCUAAAGAGCUGCUCUUCAUAAAAGAGAAGAACAUACAGAAGUGAAUCAAAUAUUAGCCCAGAAUUAGAUCAAAAGUCUGAGUGUGCAGACCAAUCUGCAAAUCGGAACUCUGUUGAGUCUAUGUAGACACAUAGUCUUACAUGUUUUGUAUAGUCAAAAUUUAUUUUGUGACGUAUUCCAUAUUUCUGCUUACAUCCUGUUACACCCAGACAAAUCCAGGCCAGGCGGGGCUGAAACUGAUAAACAUUCAAGGUGAUAAGGUAACAAGGUGAUUGAACACAUUUCUAUGACAUGAUACUGAAAUAAUUAAAAAUCCUUUUAGGCAUUACUCACUGGUUGCACCCACAGUGGAAUAGGGUGGAAUUUUCAGGCACUUGUGGCCAAAAUAUUUUUUGAAUUACAACUGAAUGUCUCGCUAUUAAUGAAGGUUCCAAUUAGAAUUAGGAUUUAACUAUCCAAAGAAGAACCAGUUUUUGCGUGUAUUUUAUAGAGAAAUGGAAUUUAAAGCCAGUAAAAUGUACACAGGCACAUGUUAUCUGCUGUUACUGUCUGUCUUCAAUUCAAACUGAAGUGUUAGAAAAAAAAUCACUAAAUAAAACAUAAUGCAUUGUCAUAAAAGUUCAUGAUGUGCUUAUGUAUAGAGUCUUUUUUCUGAGGCUAUUCUGUUAAAACUUUUAGUUUCUUAUAAAUGCUUUGCAUACAAUUGACUAUAAUGAAUCUGCCAAUGAUUGUUUUAGCAGCUAUUAAAGUUUCACUGUCCAAAAAAAAAAAAAA